Molecule: messenger RNA, 1993 nt
Organism: Cantharellus anzutake
Lineage: Eukaryota; Fungi; Basidiomycota; Agaricomycetes; Cantharellales; Hydnaceae
Product: glutamate decarboxylase
Exons: 23
Coding region: 164-1810 (548 amino acids)
Biological process (GO): L-glutamate catabolic process
Cellular component (GO): cytosol
Molecular function (GO): pyridoxal phosphate binding; glutamate decarboxylase activity
Source: RefSeq, a predicted model, not a curated record
GAUUUCAACCCGUUUGAGGCACGGCUGAUUGCGACCACCCGCUGAUGCCAGUAUGACGUCGCGACAGCUCCCCACUAUUAAUAUAACCUUCAUUUCGCUCCAGUUGAAGUUUCGUCUGCAGUGACACCCCCAGAGGCUCACGAAAGUUUGUUUGAAGACUGCGAUGUCGUUGUCCAAGCACAUUGACACACACGCUUUGUUCGCUCAUGCGAGGGACCAUCCUCAUCGAAAGUUUAUCUCUAAUCGACGCCGUGAAUUCCAAUCAAAUGCGUACACGAAUCGAUAUGAGAUAGAGAAUGUCCCCAAGUAUCGAAUCCCCGAUACCGGGGUUAAUGCCUCGGCAGCGUAUCAAUUGAUCCAUGACGAAGUAGAGCUCGAUGGCUCUCCAUCUCUCAAUUUUGCGAGCUUUGUGCACACCUGGAUGCCUGACGAGGCGUUGAAGCUGGUAGUUGAGAAUAUUGCCAAGAACUUUUCUGACCAAGAUGAAUAUCCUGCCACGAUGCAAAUUCAUUCACGCUGUAUUUCCAUGCUCUCUCACUUGUGGAAAGCGCCUAAAGGUUCUCAUGUCAUUGGAACGGCGACGGGGGGCUCUUCCGAAGCCAUCAUGCUAGGUGGUUUGGCGAUGAAAAAGGCUUGGGUGGAACGGCGGAAAGCCGCAGGAAAGGAUUACUACCAUCCAAAUGUCAUCAUGGGUGCUAACGCUCAAGUCGCAAUUGAGAAGUUUGCGAGGUACUUUGACGUCGAGGCUAAGUUGGUGCCCGUCACGGAGGAGGGGGGGUAUGUCAUGUCACCGAAGGAUGCAAUCAAAUACGUUGAUGAGAACACAAUUGGUGUCUUCAUCAUCCUUGGAAGCACAUACACGGGUGGCUUCGAAGACGUGCAGGAGAUGAAUGACCUUCUGGAUAAGUAUGAAGCCGAGACGGGUAUUAGUAUCCCUAUCCAUGUGGAUGCCGCUUCCGGCGGAUUCGUUGCCCCAUUCGUAUAUCCUGGAUACAAGUGGGGUUUCGAUGUUCCGCGUGUUCAUAGCAUCAAUACCUCUGGGCACAAAUUUGGACUAACUUAUGUUGGUUUGGGAUGGAUACUUUGGAAAGAUGAGAGUCUUCUCCAUAAAGACCUCAUUUUUGAGCUGCAUUACCUUGGGUCUACGGAACAGUCGUACACGCUCAAUUUCUCCAGGCCGAGCGCGCCCAUCUUGGCUCAAAUGUUCAACUUCCUCAAUCUUGGGUUCGCGGGAUACAAGAACAUUGCAGAAGCGGAUCUUGCGAACGCUCGCCUCUUAUCUCGUGCACUUGAGGAGUCAGGAUGGUAUAAAUGCCUCAGCAAUAUCCACAUCCCAUACAAAAAAUCCAGUAUUACGGGUGCCAUUGGCAGCGUGAUAGGCGAUCCUUCCGGUAGGGUCGACGAGGAUAAGGCGGCAUUUUAUCAGAGGGGCCUGCCAGUUGUUGCGUUCAGGUUCUCGGACGAGUUCAAGCAAAAUUACCCUCACGUACAGCAGUCAUGGAUCCAGAAUCUUCUGCGUCAAAAGCAGUGGAUCGUUCCCAAUUACAACAUGCCUCCAAAUGUGGAAAAGGUGGAAGUUCUCCGCAUUGUUGUACGCGAGAGCAUGAACCCAGACAUAAUCGAACGUGUGGCCGCGGACAUAUUGGAGAUCACGGAGCAACUUACGAAAACGGACUCCGGCGUUUUCCAAAUGCAACUAGCUUUUUCCAGCAGCAACCUGAGUCCCAACACUAUUGAGCACGAGAUUGGCAAAUUCAAAGCGGAAUCCGACGCACCAAGAGAGCAACAAACUUACUCCAGGAUCUGCUGAUCAUUAACUGGUAGUACUCAGCCCUGCACAUCAGGUGUGAGGUUUAAGCGCUUUGGUGUAUUUCUGUACUUUGUACAAUUGUAACAAGUCGGCAGGAACACUGCGACAAUGAACGUAGCUCUGUAUGUAACCACGGUAAAAUUCCACAUGGCUUGGAAAUCGUACUCAUCCAGCUUGCUCGAA